Messenger RNA from Sphaeroforma arctica JP610, 297 nucleotides. RefSeq lists its product as hypothetical. NCBI's taxonomy places the organism in Eukaryota, Ichthyosporea, Ichthyophonida. The record is from RefSeq and is a predicted model, not a curated record. The transcript has 3 exons. Bases 49 to 297 code for a protein of 82 amino acids.
UGCAGUUGUGUAUGGCUAUGCAUAAAGGUAACGCAAUUGUGUAUAGCGAUGCAAAGGCGGAUGUUGGACAUCACACAGAAAGAUUUGGCGGUGCUGGCACCCGCAGGCAUCUUAGAACACCAGGCACUCGACUUAGGAGAAGACGACCAAGACAGCACCAAUAGACAGCCUGUGGACAGAAGAUAUUCACUGACAACACUGGAACAGCCCGUGACAGCCACAGCCACAGCCACAGCCACAGUAGCUGCAAAGGCCAGCAGAAACAAAAGCGCCAGUGACAUGCUAACCAACAGGUGA